Cricetulus griseus (Chinese hamster) is the source of this 2485-nucleotide messenger RNA. The record is from RefSeq and is a predicted model, not a curated record. NCBI's taxonomy places the organism in Eukaryota, Metazoa, Chordata, Mammalia, Rodentia, Cricetidae.
CUUUUUUUCUCUUCUGAAACUUGUAUCUGGUCGGUUCAGACGUUUGCAUUAAGGCAGCUACACCUGUGCAGCAUGCCCUCUUUGUCCCCGCAAUGGGAACUGUCAGGCCUGAGUUCCAGUCCGGGUUGCCACUAACCUUAUGGCAGUAGGGAAUGAUCUCUCUGGAUUCCAGUGUCCUCUGUAAAGUGAGAGGCUUUCGAAAAUUUAACAACCAAGAUUGCUUCCAGGGCAGAAACCUAGAUCCAUUUGUGACACAUGAUCUUCGUAUGGAGGAGCAUGAAUCAGAAGCUACUGAAGCUGGAGAACCUGCUACGGUUUCACACUAUUUGUAGGCAGUUGCACAGCUUGAGUCAAAGAAGACUAUUUGCAUGGCAGAAGCAUGGGUUUUCACCAGCUUAUCCACUGUGGACAGAGCAGCUGUGCGCCCAGCCCCGGCAGACAAACCUGUUUGUUGGUGCUUCAUUAUGUCAGCACAGACUUUUUGUAACAAACAAGGAAAAAAGACCAUCAAGAUCUCAGUCAUCUUCAAUAAAACCUAAAAGGAAUGUAGAAGUAUGGGUUGGAAUGACUGUUGAAGAACUAGCCAGAGCAAUGGCAAAAGACAUAGAUUAUAUAUAUGAAGCUUUAUUGAACACUGCUGUUGACAUAGAUUCACUAGAAGCAAACUCACAUUUAGAUGAAGUCUGGAUCAAAGAAGUAAUAAAGAAGGCAGGUAUGAAGCUGAGAUGGACCAAAUUAAAACAGGAGAAAGUAAGAGAAAACAAAGAUGCUGUAAGAAGGCCCCAGGCAGACCCAGCUUUAUUAACACCAAGGUUCCCGGUUGUUACUAUAAUGGGUCAUGUUGAUCAUGGGAAAACGACGUUACUUGACAAACUUCGAAAAACUCAAGUGGCAGCAAUGGAAGUUGGAGGCAUCACUCAGCAUAUUGGUGCCUUUCUUGUCUCUCUGCCUUCUGGAGAAAAGAUAACCUUUCUUGAUACUCCUGGACAUGCUGCCUUUUCAGCAAUGAGAGCCAGAGGAGCUCAGGUCACUGACAUUGUUGUGUUGGUUGUAGCUGCAGAUGAUGGGGUGAUGAAGCAAACUGUAGAGUCUAUUCAGCAUGCCCAAGAGGCACAAGUUCCUAUUGUUCUUGCAAUAAAUAAAUGUGACAAAGCAGAUGCUGAUCCUGAAAGAGUGAAGAAAGAGCUUCUGGCUUAUGAUGUGGUGUGUGAAGAUUAUGGUGGCGAUGUUCAAGCAGUGCAUGUCUCUGCACUUACGGGAGAUAAUCUGACUGCUUUGGCAGAAGCAACAAUUGCUCUCUCGGAAAUGUUGGAACUGAAAGCAGAUCCUACAGGUCCAGUGGAAGGAACAGUAAUAGAGGCUUUCACCGACAAAGGAAGAGGUCCUGUUACAACAGCUAUAAUUCAAAGAGGAACUCUAAGAAAAGGCUCAAUUCUAGUUGCUGGGAAGAGUUGGGCAAAAGUUCGACUAAUGUUUGAUGAAAAUGGAAAAACACUUAAUGAGGCCUAUCCCAGCAUGCCAGUGGGAAUCAUUGGCUGGAGAGACCUCCCUUCUGCAGGAGAUGAAAUUCUUGAAGUAGAAUCUGAGCCAAGGGCCCGAGAAGUUGUUGAGUGGAGGAAGAUUGAGCAGAAAGAGGAAAAAGGCAAAGAUGACUUGAAAAUAAUUGAAGAGCAGAGAAAGGAGCACCAAGAAGCACAUCGGAAAGCCCGUGAGAAGUAUGGCAGUCUGCAUUGGAGGAAGAGGUCAUACAUGAAGUAUCUUGAAAGAAAAGAACAAAGACCCUUAAAGCCCAAGGAAAAGGCAGAAAAGGACUCAAAUGUGCUUUCUAUAAUCAUUAAAGGUGACGUUGAUGGGUCUGUGGAAGCCAUCUUGAACCUUCUGGAUACCUAUGAUGCUUCCCACGAAUGUGAACUAGAAUUAGUACAUUUUGGAUUAGGUGACAUUAGUGAAAAUGAUGUCAACUUUGCUGAGACAUUUGAUGGUGUUAUUUAUGGCUUUAAUGUGGAUGCAGGCAAGGCUAUCCAGCAAUCAGCUGCACAAAAGGGAGUUAAGAUUAAACUUCACAAAAUCAUCUACCAUCUUAUUGAAGAUUUGCAGGAGGAACUAAGCAGCAGAUUGCCCCACAGGCUGGAGGAAUUCCCAAUAGGUGAGGCUUGCAUACUAGCUACCUUCUCUGUAACAGAAGGGAAGAGAAAAGUUCCUGUGGCUGGCUGCAGAGUUCAAAAGGGACAGCUAGAAAAACAGAAGAAGUUUAAAUUAAUCCGAAAUGGACACGUGAUUUGGAAGGGCUCAUUAACCUCACUGAAACACCAUAAAGAUGAUGUUUCAGUCAUCAAAACUGGAAUGGACUGUGGUCUUAUUUUAGAUGAAGAAAAAGUAGAAUUUAAAGUGGGAGAUGAAGUUGUUUGUUACGAAGAAAAUGAAGUUCCAGCCAAGACUUCUUGGGAUCCAGGAUUUUAAAAGUACAAUAAAAAUGAUAAAUGUA